CGGCUCUACUAUUACGUCCGGUCGAUCCGUCAAAACAAAUGUCUUGGGCUCGCUCACAUAAUCGGCGAUUAUUUUUAGAUAAUUUUGCGUAUUAUUUGUACAAAUGUGUUAAAUAACAGAUAGAUAAUGUUAGUUAAAGGUUUUCGGGGCGCUAGGACGUACAGGGCCCAUAAAUGUGUAGGUGUAGUAUCGCGAGAAUUUUCCAGUCGAUUAGACGCUUUGGAUCAUGAAGAACGGUUAGAGGGUUGUCUUUCGGCUUUGCCUCCGAAGGCUAAAGUGGUAAUAUGUGGGGGCGGGAUGAUGGGGGCAGCCGUGGCGUACCACCUCGCGCGCCGCGGCUGGGGCGACCAAACCAUCGUCGUAGAGAAAGAAAAAGUUGGCAUCGGCAGUCGCUGGCAUUCCUCAGGACUGGUCGGUGCCUUCAAGCCUACCCUUGCUCAAGUGCGUCUGACUCAGUCUUCUAUAAGGCUCCUGCAAGAACUUGAGGCUAAAGGCAGAGCCACUGGCUGGAAGCAAUGCGGGUCCCUACUGCUGGCACGUAACCGUGACCGCAUGACAGUGUACAGAAGAAUGAAGAGUCAAUCAGUAUCUUGGGGUAUACCAUGCGAACUGGUCUCCCCAAAGCGAUGUCAGGAGUUGUGGCCUCUUCUGAACGUCGACGACGUGUUGGGCGGUCUCUGGAUACCCGGAGAUGGGGUAGGAGACCCACACUUACUCAACAUGGCGCUGAUGAGAGAAAGUGUGCAGAGCGGUGUGGGGGUAAUGGAAGAUUGCGCCGUUACCGCAGUGCUAUCGAAGAACGAUCGUGUCUGCGGAGUGGAAACGAAUCGCGGUGCCAUCGAGUGCGAGUAUUUCGUCAACUGCGCUGGAUUCUGGGCUAGAAAGGUUGGACAGUUGGCAAGACCGCAAGUAAAAGUGCCGCUGUUACCCUGCGAGCACUACUACCUUCAUACGAAGCCUAUUGACAACCUAGAUCCGAUGACUCCAGUUAUCCGCGAUCCGGACGGCUACAUAUACCUGCGUGAGAGAGAUGGUUGCAUCCUAGCUGGUGGCUUCGAACCUAUAGCCAAACCCGUGUACGAAGAAGAAAUAACAUCAAUGGCCCAGCGUUGCGUGCCUGAAGACUGGGAUCACUUCCACGUACUUCUACAACAGCUGCUGAAACGAGUGCCGAGUCUCUCCCAGGCGGUGCUGCACAAACUCUGCAACGGCCUCGAAGCAUUCUCCCCGGAUUGCAAGUGGAUUGUGGGAGAAGCACCCGAGAUGUUCAACUACCACGUGGCGGCUGGUAUGAAGACUGUAGGCAUAUCGGCCGCCGGCGGGGUGGCUGAAGCGACGGCCGAUGAGAUUGUCGACGGCUACUCUAAAUACGACAUGUAUGAACUCGGCCUUAACCGGUUUCUGGGGCUACAUAACAAUAAGAGGUUCUUGAGAGAUCGGGUUAAAGAGGUGCCUGGUGUCCACUACGGUCUUCCGUAUCCGUUUCAAGAGUUCGAAACGGGUCGUAACCUCCGACUGUCACCUAUUUACCCGACUUUGCGCGACAAUGGUGCCGUGUUCGGACAAGUCAUGGGCUAUGAAAGACCUACGUGGUUCGAAACUGUUGAUCCAAAAGAGGCGUCGGACAAGCCCCGCCCAUUUAAGGUGGCGUACACGAAGACGUUUAACAAGCCACAUUGGUUCGACACGGUGCAGAGAGAGUAUUGGGCGUGUAGGGAACGAGUGGGACUUGCAGAUUACUCCUCGUUUACUAAGAUUGAUAUACAGUCCCAAGGUCGCGAAGUAGUGGACCUACUCCAGUACCUAUGCUCCAACGAUGUGGAUGUGCCAGUCGGCAGUAUCAUACAUACGGGCAUGCAGAACGAACGUGGCGGCUAUGAAAACGAUUGCAGUCUCGCCAGGGUCUCUGAAAAUCUCUACAUGAUGAUAGCACCAACAAUACAGCAGACCCGUUGCAAAGCCUGGCUAAAACGUCAUCUUCCUGCAAAUGGUUCAGUGACUCUCUCUGACGUCACAUCCAUGUAUACAGCAAUUUGUAUCAUGGGACCUUUUACAAGAAACCUGCUUUCUGAACUGACGGACACUGAUCUUUCGCCGUCAAAGUUUCCUUUCUUUACCUUUAAAGAAAUCGAUGUGGCGUUGGCAAAUGGCGUGAGAGCGAUGAAUUUGACGCAUACGGGAGAGUUGGGAUAUGUGCUGUAUAUUCCUAAUGAGUUCGCCCUCCACGUGUACAACCGUCUGAUGACGAUAGGCGAGAAGUACGGCAUAUCUCAUGUCGGCUACUAUGCUUCGAGGGCACUUCGGGUGGAAAAGUUCUUCGCGUUCUGGGGUCAGGACCUCGACACCAUGACUACGCCGCUGGAGUGUGGCCGUACUUGGCGGGUCAAGUUCGAUAAAGACAUAAAGUUCAUCGGUCGCGACGCCCUUCUCCGACAGCGGGAGGAAGGUAUUCGCAGGCAAUACGUGCAACUCUUGCUGACCGACCAUGACCAUGAGCUGGACAUGUGGUCUUGGGGCGGAGAACCGAUAUAUAGAGACGGGAAUUACUGUGGACAAACUACCACUACUAGUUAUGGGUUUACGUUUAAAAAACAGGUAUGCCUCGGCUUCGUAGAGAAUCUAGAUAAGAAUGGAGUCCCGCAACGUAUCACGAACGACUACGUGCUCAGCGGACAUUACGAAAUAGAUAUCGGCGGUAUCAGAUACGCUGCCAAACUGAAUUUGCACUCUCCGAACUUGCCGACAAAAUACCCGGAUAAGGAACGCGACGUAUACCAAGCGACGAGAAAGCUGCACGAACCACAACAGUUCUUAGGACGUCACUAUCAACCGUAAAUGUAAGAUUUUCAGGACCCCAGGCACUGUUUCCAAAUCUUAGGCAAACUGACUUUUCAUAUGGUUAAUUUAAUAUUUAUGACAAAACAAUUUGGUAUUUUUUAAAUGUCAAAGUGUGAUAGGAGACGAGUUGUAAACGGCAACUUUAAAUUGGUUUUGUCGCAGCCCAAAGUACUGAUACUCUUCUAAGUUGUGUUUAUUUAUGAGAAAAAGAUGUUUUAAGCCUCGUGGGUACAAUAUCUAAACAAUAGGACGCUUUACACAAAAAUACCGAAACUCUUAAUAUUGCCAUCAAUCAUCAGCAUAUGCCAAGUACGCAUAGUUUUUCAAAACGUUUUGAUGUAACAGAAAGGUACAUCAAUCAUUAAUUGAAACUGCAUUAUCAAUUUUCUGAAAAUCACGUCAACGUUUUCACUGGUCUUAUAUGGGCCGAUUACGCGAUUUUUCUUUGUAGUAAAUAGGGCACCAGGCUCACUCAAAAAAUAAACCUAGAGUAUUAUAGUAGUUCUGUUAUUAAAUUAUAUAGUUAUUAGAUUGGCAUAUUAUGCGCAAGAGUUUUAUGAAAAUAAAACACACUGCAAACUUUUAGUCGGCCGGUUGUAUGUACUGUAAAGUUUCAUUGGAAUCAAGAUUUUCACU
This is a messenger RNA of Helicoverpa zea (corn earworm), 3474 nucleotides long. RefSeq names its product pyruvate dehydrogenase phosphatase regulatory subunit, mitochondrial. Bases 127 to 2835 code for a protein of 902 amino acids. Gene Ontology annotation, molecular function: protein binding; oxidoreductase activity. Lineage: Eukaryota; Metazoa; Arthropoda; Insecta; Lepidoptera; Noctuidae. The transcript is spliced from 16 exons. Gene Ontology annotation, cellular component: mitochondrion; mitochondrial matrix; cytoplasm. The record is from RefSeq and is a predicted model, not a curated record.